Molecule: messenger RNA, 1038 nt
Organism: Malaya genurostris
Lineage: Eukaryota; Metazoa; Arthropoda; Insecta; Diptera; Culicidae
Product: replication termination factor 2
Exons: 3
Coding region: 98-979 (293 amino acids)
Biological process (GO): site-specific DNA replication termination at RTS1 barrier; mitotic DNA replication termination
Cellular component (GO): nucleus
Source: RefSeq, a predicted model, not a curated record
UUAAAGUUAAAACGUCAGAAUACGAGAAAGUUUUGUUUUCAUGAACUCCAUUUGGUUUCAAUUUGCUAAAUUCUAACUAUUUUCAUUAAAAUAUAACAUGGGAUGCGACGGUGGAACUAUUCCUCGACGGGACGAAUUAGUUCGGUUAAAAAAGAAACCGGAACAGAAAGACAAAGAUGCAGAAAGACAGUUCCGUUGGAAACAUUGUACACUUACUCAAGAACGUUUACAAAAGCCUAUAGUUAUGUGCGGCCUUGGUAGACUUUAUUCGAAGCAGAAUGUUAUCGAACAUCUACUGGAAAAAAGUAAAAUGCCUGAGUCAAGUGCACACAUCAAAUCGCUCAAAGAUAUUAAGGAUCUGAACUUGACUGCAAACCCAGUUUAUGAGGAGCGCCAAGAUGGGAAGAGCUCUGAAUUCAUUUGUGCUUUAAUUGGAUUGGAGAUGAGUGGUCAGUUUCGGUUCGUUGCCCUUUGGACAUGUGGAUGUGUGUUUUCGGAGCGUGCACUAAAAGAAAUCAAGGACAAAGUUUGUUCAGUGUGCCAAAAACCAUUCACUGAUCAAGAUGUAAUAAUUUUGAAUGGUUCAGACGAGGAUAUCGAUUUGAUGCGUACCCGAAUGGAGCAUCGUGCAGCACGUCUUAAAGCGGAAAAGAAGUCCAAGUCAGAAAGAAAAUCGAAAGCACUUCCAACUGCAGCUGCUGCAGUUUCGGAUGCAACUGAAGCAGAAGCGGGACCGUCGAAAGCAGUAGUUGCUGGUAUGCCAGGAUGUACGUCCAAGAAACCAAUAGUAUUGAAUAAGCGAGCACUAAUAAGCGAUAAAAUAGGUGAUGGGCCUUUAUUCAAAAAAUCUAAACAAGAUUACAGUGUAGCGAAGGACCCCAGCGCUACUGCAGUUUAUAAAUCACUCUUCACAACCCAUGAAAGUGAACAGGAUCAGAAGAGAGCUCAUUGGGUUACGUAUAAUCCUUUCUAUAACUAAAAACUUAACACUAGAUAUACAUUCAUUAUGAAAUAAAUUGAAAUCAUUAAUAAGAUUAA